GCUCUCUGCGUAGUCAUGUGCACCGAGGCUGAGAGGGAAAAGAGGGCGUGUCUUACCCAGUGAGCGGGAGAGCGGGAGUCACAACUCCAGCGUGUGGUGUGUGUGAGAGAGUGAGAGAGAGAGAGAGGCACCGGCAGAUGCUGAGGCUGCUACUAUUACUACCACCAUCGCUACUAGUGUAUCCAUUACAGUCAGUGCUUCUAUUAAGAGCAUUCUCUAUUACAACCAGCUGGAGCUUUUCUGUGGUUGUCUGUGAACGACUGUGUCGGUUUGUUUACGACUGUGUGUGUGUAUGAGUGUGUGAUGCCCUGUACAGAGUGACUGAUGAGAACAGGUGCACUGGUCUGGAGGGUGACCCCGUCCGUACGGUUCCACUGCCGCUGCUGUCGCUCGGGGACGAUUGGACGUCCGGCGUUGCCACGACGACUAGAAUGGGCUGCAAUCUGUGCACUUUACAGAAACGAGAGGAACACUAUAAGCUGCUGUAUGAGAUCGCACAGGUGAAUGGGAAGGACCUAUCCAAGGCCAGUCAUGACGAGGCAGUGGAGGCGAUCCGCUCUGCUAAGGACCCCAUUGCGGUGCAGGUGCUCAGGAGGAACCCUGUUGGCCGCGGUGGACAUGUUGGCUCCACUCAGGAAGUGCACGUGGUGGACGUGUGCACGCAGACAGACAUCACCUUCGAACACAUCAUGGCCCUGGCCAAGCUCCGAGCCACCACCCCUCCCGUGCCUGACAUCUGCCCCUUCCUGCUGUCUGACAGUUGUCACUCUCUCCACACUAUGGAACAGGAGUUCUAUGAGGGGACAGACUACCUCUCCACCCUCCCAGACCAACAGAGGACAGAGGAGUUUGAGUACGAGGAGGUGGAGCUGUGUCGACUCAACAGCCAGGAGAAGCUGGGACUGACGUUGUGCUACAGGACAGAUGAGGAGGAGGACAUGACCAUCUACGUCAGUGAGGUUGGGCCAAACAGCAUCGCUGCAAGGGAUGGACGCAUCAGAGAAGGAGACCACAUUUUACAGAUCAAUGGGCAGGAUGUGCAGGACAGAAAGGAGGCUGUAGCGGUGCUCUCUAGUGAAGAUACUAGGAAAUUCCUACUGCUGGUCGCCAGGCCCGAGAUACAGCUGGAGGAAGCGUGGUUGGAUGAUGAACACAGUGAAUUCCUGGAGCAACUGAAGAUGGAAAUGUUGGAAGAGCAACAGAGAGAAGAGAUGGAGCUAGAGGCACUUCAGGAGAAGGCCAAAGGAGAAGAGGAUGACAUCACUGCCACCUGUUCCUCCAGAACUCAGGACAGCGGGCUGGGGAUGUCGUUAAGGAACAGCAUCGACGCCCCCGACCACAACGCCCUCCUAACCCACAUCCAACGAAGACUCUCCCAGUGUCUGAGGGACAGACAGAACUGUUCCACGCGUCUGGACGAAGAGGAGGAGGAGGAAGAAGAGGAGGAUGUUGCAGAGGAUGGCGAUCGGUUCCAGCAGCUCCUGGAGCUGAAGUGUCAGAUCCGUAACAGCGGAGAGUACGACCUGAUCUAUAGCAGACGCAGCACUAUAGAGUGUAGGCUGGGAGAGCCGGCCGGUGGCGUGCAGCGUGAGCUCCGCAUGCUCAACGACGAGCUCCGUAGCAUCGAGCUAGAGUGCCAGAACAUCAUGCAGGCACACAAGCUCGGCAAGGGGCCGGUGGGGUCCCAGUGGGACCAGGGGCAGCAAGUGUUUCCCCAAAUUGUCUGCCCCACACCCAAGGACCAAAGCUCCCACCUGGGGUGCAAUGACUCACCUAGAAGAAGCAAACUGGUGGACAUCAACGAGUGUCCGGAGAAGCCGGAGAAGUCAGACAAGGACAGCUCGAGUGCCUACAACACUGCAGAGAGCUCUCGCAGCACGCCGCUGGCAAUGGACCGCUCCCCUGAGCACUCCCUUCAGAGGAGGAUGGUGACCAUCACCAACCAGAGGAACCUCCGCAGCAGCAUGGCCAGCCUCCACACUACAGCCAGCCCCAGCCCCAAACACCGGCCCCUCCACUGGGCCCCCAUCCCAGGCAAGGCCAGCAGCCCCGACCACAGCCUUUACCCCUCCGAGUCGGACAAGGUGGCCCCUGCAGACAACGAAAGGAGUGGGUUGGGGAACUGGAAGGUGAAGCCUCAGCCUCCCAGGGCCUCCCAGAUCCCUUACCUAUCCCCGUCCCAUGACUCCCAGCACCGCCAGCCCAACGCCAACAUCCCGGCCCACGCUCGCCACUACCAGAGCUACAUGCAGCUGAUUCAGCAGCGCUCGGCUGCGGAGUACGCCCAGAGCCAGCUGAGCCUGCUCAGUGGAGUCAAGGAGCCCCAGCUGAGCCCCGCCAUCGAGCCUAAGAUGGAAUGGAAGGUGAAGAUCCGUUCGGACGGCACGCGCUACAUCACCAAGAGACCCAUUAGGGACAAGAUCCUGCGGGAACGCGCCCUGAAGAUCAAAGAGGAGCGUAGCGGAGGGAUGACCACCGACGACGACGCUAUGUCCGAGAUGAAGAUGGGGCGGUACUGGAGUAAAGAGGAGAGGAAGCAGCAUCUGGUCAGGGCUAAAGAACAGCGGAGGAGACGGGAGUUCAUGCAGCGCAGCCGACUGGAGAGCCUGAGGGAGAGUCCUCAGAGCAGCAGCGAAGGACGCAAGGAGGUCAGCAUCAUUGAACUGAGCCACAGGAAGAUGAUGAAGAAGCGCAACAAGAAGAUCCUGGACAACUGGAUGACCAUUCAGGAACUGAUGACUCACGGGGCCAAGGCCCCUGAUGACCCCAGGGCAAAAGUACAUAAGGCCUUCCUGUCGGUCACCACUGUAUAAUAUACAACAAACACAUAACAAUCUAUAGCAGUGUUUCUUAACCGUAUUCAUACCAGGAACCAGCAAGCUAUGGCCCUACCCCGGUGAGCAACAUCCCAGGGACCGGUGCUGGUCUCCAGACCGGAAUUUGAGGAACACUGAUCUACAGUACCCCAUGUGGUAUUAUAUACUUGCCUCGUUCAAUGUGGCGUUUUUAUGAGGGCGAUAGGAAUAUUUUUCACAACUUUGUUACCCGAAAAAUAGCAUUUUCUAAAGAAUUUUAACCAAUGGUUUCCAUGGCAUUUAAAAAAUCUGUUUUUCAUUAUUUCACUCUGUUCCAGAAACACUUUUGUAUGAGAUUACUGAGCAAUUAUUUUUCUUAGUUCAUCCUGUAAAUGUAAUUACCUGCAUAGUGUUCAAUUAUUUUCAUAUUUCUGUUCUGUUAUACAGUGAUUCCAACCCACACAGGUCAGAAUAUUUGUAUGUACUCCCUCAGGGGGAGAGGCGUUCAAUUCAAUGUACAGUACAGAAAUCCUACUUCCUGCAGGUCUAGAUUUGAUAAACCAGCCAUUUCGUUUGUCCUUAAAGGGACACUUCGGGAUUUUGGUAUGAAGGAAGUUAGAGGUAAGUUUCGCGAGCCAAUGCUAACUAGCGUUAGCGCAAUGACUGGAAGUCUAUGGGUAUCAGCUAGCAUGCUAGCAGAUUGGGCUCCCGAGUGGUGCUCCCGAUGCCUCUAGCAUCUCAGUGCUAGAGGCAUCACUACAUAACUUGGUUCGAUUCCAGGCUGUAUCACACCUGGCCGUGAUAGGGAGUUCCAUAGGGCGGAGAACAAUUGGCCCAGUGUCAUCCGGUUUAGGGUUUGGCCGGGGUAGGCCAUCAUUGGAAAUACAAAUUUGUAAUAAACUGACUUGUCUGAUUAAAUAAAAAAAUAAAAAAAAUAAUGAUUCCCAUAGACUUAGUCAUUGCGCUAUUAACAACUUCCUUCAAACUGCACGCAGAGACAUAAAAAUGGUAUCCACCAGUUCAUCUGACUCUGGGGAAGUAGAUAAAGUGCCUCUGCCAAAAUCCAAAGUAUUCCUUUAAAGAUCAUGAACAGUCAAAAUAAUGUUUUUCAUGAAAUUGGAUAAUAUUUGGAUGAAACUAGAUCGAAGUAUGAAAAAUGACUGGUUCUUCUACAUUGGUAAAGUUUGAUCAUAGAGUCACUGGUCCCCCCCCCAUAUCAAAAACGUGGAUUCAGGAGGUGGGAUUAUUAAGGGGAUAGGGUGACAUCACUCUAACUCUCUCAUUUAAUACAUCAAUGGUAACAUGAUAUUCUCUUACCUAAUUUAAAUAAGUACCGCCUUGUAACCAACAUCGGAGAAGGUGUGUUUGCAGAAGGGCAUGGUUUUUAUAGUUAGAUAGCUACUCUACUAGUGACAACAUAUGAGUGUAGGGUGUCAGCAAAUACAAUUAAAAGUUUACCCUAUUCAUCUAGAAUGGAAAAGAUACUUACAGUUGAAGUCGGAAGUUUACAUACACCUUAGGCAAAUACAUUUAAACUCAGUUUUUCACAAUUCCUGACAUUUAAUCCUCGUAAAAAUCCCCUAUUUUAGGUCAGUUAGGAGCACCACUUUAUUUUAAGAAUGUGAAAUGCCAGAAUAAUAGUAGAGAUAACUAUUUAUUUCAGCUUUUUUUUCUUUCAUCACAUUCCCAGUGGGUCAGAAGUUUAUAUACACUCAAUUAGUAUUUGGUAGCAUUGCCUUUAAAUUGUUUAACUUGGGUCAAACAUUUUGGGUAGCCUUCCACAAGCUUCCCACAAUAAGUUGGGUGAAUUUUGGCCCAUUCCUCCUGACAGAGCUGGUGUAACCGAGUCAGGUUUGUAGGCCUCCUUGCUCGCACACACUUUUUCAGUUCUGCCCACCGAUUUUCUAUGGGAUUGAGGCCAGGGCUUUGUGAUGGCCAGUCAGGAAGUUAAAGCUUGGUCGCAAAUGGGUCUUCCAAAUGGACAAUGACCCCAAGCAAAGUUGUGGCAAAAUGGUACCUUGACUUUUUUGUCCUUAACUCAUUUUGCUACAACUUUGGAAGUAUGCUCAGGGUCAUUGUCCAUUUGGAAGACCUAUUUGCAACAAAGCUUUAACUUCCUGACUUAUGUCUUGAGAUGUUGCUUCAAUAUAUCCGCAUAAUUUUUAUUCUUCAUGAUGCAAUCUAUUUUGUGAAGUGCACCAGCAAAGCACCCCCACAACAUGAUGCUGCCACUCUAGUGCUUCAUGGUUGGGAUGGUGUUCUUUGGCUUGCAAGCUUCCCCCUUUUUCCUCCAAAUUUAACAAUGGUCAUUAUGGCCAAACAGUUCUAUUUUUGUUUCAUCAGAUCAGAGGACAUUUCUCCAAAAAGUACGAUCUUUGUCCCCAUGUGCAGUUGCAAACCGUAGUCUGGCUUUUUUAUGGUGGUUUUGGAGCAGGGGCUUCUUCCUUGCUGAGUGGCCUUUCAGGUUAUGAUGAUAUAGGACUUGUUUUACUGUGGAUAUAGAUCAUUUUGUACCUGUUUCCUCCAAGAUCUACACAAGGUACUUUGCUGUUGUUCUGUGAUUGAUUUGCAGUUUUCGCACCAAAGUACGUUCUUCUCUAGGAGACAGAAUGCGUUUCCUUCCUGAGUGGUAUGACGGCUGCGUGGUCCCAUGGUGUUUAUACUUGCGUACUAUUGUUUGUACAGAUGAACGCGUUACCUUCAGGCGUUUGGUUCGUACUUUUGAUCAAUUUCCAGACUUGUGGAGGUCUACAAUUUUUUCCCUGAGGUCUUGGCUGAUUUCUUUUGAUUUUCCCAUGAUGUCAAGUAAAGAGGCACUGAGUUUGAAGGUAGGCCUUGAAAUACAUCCACAGGUACACCUCCAUUUACUCAAAUGAUGUCAAUUAGCCUAUCAGAAGCUUCUAAAGCCAUGACAAAGGCACAGUCAACUAAGUGUAUGUAAACGUAUGACUCACUGGAAUUGUGAUACAGUGAAUUAUAAGGGAAAUAAUCUGUCUGUAAACAAUUUUUGGAAAAAUUACUUGUGUCAUGCACAUAGUAGAGUUCCUAUCCUACUUGCCAAAACUAUAGUUUGUUAUCAAGAAAUGUGUGGAGUGGUUGAAAUACUAGUCUUCAUGACUCCAGCCUAAGUGUAUGUAAACGUCCGACUUCAACUGUAUAUGUCUAGGUUUUCAGCCAGCAUGGAACAAAGAGGGAGGGGCAGGAGAAGGGUCGUUCAAAACUCCGAUGCAGUUGUCAUGUCAACACAUCCGUCAGUACUGCUGUGAACCGCAUCACAAGAGACAUGCCAAACGGGAAAUUUAUUUUUAAAAAGAUUGACAUCAUUGAUGCAAUUUCAGUGUUGUUUGAGUUGCUUUGUGAAUCACCAAAUUAGCUUGAGAUGAUUUUACAGCAACGCUGCUCACUGCAUCCAAGUUGCUUGACAUUUCAAAGAGAUGCCAGUCAAGGCGAGCUCAUCAAUAUAAGCUUUCCGCCUUCUCAGCCUGUUUUUUUUAAACAUUCUGGUAGUUUGCCAUGAGAGAAAAAGUUUCAAAAUUUUCGAGCAUUUCUAUCCAAAACAGAUAUUAGGGGUGAUAUUUUAGUCACUCAAAACCCUAUUUUAGAUGUGAAUCAGAAUGACUGUUCGAGACCUUUAAGAUGUGAACACUUAUUUGAAAAUCCAAAUGCCUAAUGUUUAAGUUUUAAUGUCCAGAACUUUCUGCUGAUUCCACACACACAUACAACUAAAAGUACAAACAUUGAUAUACCAAAUAAUGACACAUUUCUUCAUAACAAGAUAGUAAAGAGAGAACUUGGAUUGAAUGCUUACAUUUUCUACAUGCAUAAAAGGGACCACUGUUGAUAUGAUACUUUUAUAGCCAAAUCAAGAAUGUAUCAAAAAAACUGUGGACCAUUUGCAUUUCCCUUUGCAACCAUUUGAAUUGCAAAGGGUUAUUUUAUCUCAAGAGGCUUUGAAGACAAGCUGUCUGGCUUGACAAGCUGUCUGCAUCAGGAGUUCCAAUAUAGUACUGGUACACCCUCUCUUCAUAAGAUUUAGCAUAUUUAUGUUCACAUUAUCCUUUAUUUUUCCGUAUUGUACAAUGUUAAAGUUUCUCAACAUAACCUAAACAGUUUCCAAUUAAAUUUAAAACAUUUGUUAUGAACUGACUAUUGUUCUCUGGUGCUGCUCAAAGUUGAGCUCAAGAUUCAUCUUAAAAUAAGUUAAGAGUACUAUGUUUUAACAAUGGCGGAUCGUUGAGGAGCACACACACACUCUGUACCCUUGUACUUACUAGUUAUGGAUUGGAUGACUGCCGGUGUGCAGGACUCAUAACUUGGCAGUUCAUUUCCCAAUUGUGAAAUCAGGUUUCCAUACACAAUAACUACACACAUUCCAGUCUGGUUCAGUACUACAUAAAACGUACUUGCUGCAAACGUCUCAUUUUCAGUUAAAAUAUUGUAAAUUUGAACUUUGAAACCAACUCCUGUAUUUGUUUUAUGUCAAUGGUCUUAUUUCGAGUAAUAUGUAGUUAGCACACUUGUAGCCAGGUAAACGUGUGGUAUAAUUGUGAUCAUUGCAAAAUGAAAUGAGAAUAAAUGAUUGCUUUGUUUUUCUUUAGGAAA
Salvelinus fontinalis (brook trout) is the source of this 7397-nucleotide messenger RNA. Its product is annotated as PDZ domain-containing RING finger protein 4-like. The transcript has 8 exons. The coding region runs from base 432 to 2813 and encodes 793 amino acids. The record is from RefSeq and is a predicted model, not a curated record. NCBI's taxonomy places the organism in Eukaryota, Metazoa, Chordata, Actinopteri, Salmoniformes, Salmonidae. Gene Ontology annotation, molecular function: protein binding.